Halteromyces radiatus is the source of this 931-nucleotide messenger RNA. Its product is annotated as protein-tyrosine phosphatase-like protein. Bases 76 to 804 code for a protein of 242 amino acids. Gene Ontology annotation, biological process: protein dephosphorylation; negative regulation of MAPK cascade. Gene Ontology annotation, cellular component: cytoplasm. The transcript has a single exon. The record is from RefSeq and is a predicted model, not a curated record. Gene Ontology annotation, molecular function: MAP kinase tyrosine/serine/threonine phosphatase activity; protein tyrosine/threonine phosphatase activity. Lineage: Eukaryota; Fungi; Mucoromycota; Mucoromycetes; Mucorales; Cunninghamellaceae.
CUUUUCUUUUUUUUUUUUUUCUUUUAUUUUAUUUUUUAACUCUUUCUCCUACUAAUAUAAAUAUAAAAAAAAAAUAUGGAUACCUCUCAACUUAUUAAUACAACUUCAUUGGCUAUUCGUCGUAAUUCUAUGAAACAACUUCGUUUAUGUAUUUUACCCACAACUUCUCAAACUAACAUAAUAAACAAACGACAAAAAUCAACAAAUACGAAAAAUAAUAAUAUACAACCUCAAUAUCAUUCUUCAUAUCAACAAGGUCCUCUCGCCAUUUUACCUCAUCUAUAUAUUGGCAAUGAAAAGAAUGCACAUACUUUAUCACAUUUGGACGGAAUUGAUUGUUUAUUGAAUGUAGCUGCUGAAGUCGACCGACCUGCUUGUACGACGGUAAUUCCAUGGUCAGAUCAAUGUGUCAAGACAGGUAUGACAACCACCAAAGGAUACGUCAAAUUAGCGACAGAACAACAUGGUGAUCAGUUACAGUUAGAUGAUGCGAUGUUAUUGAUCGAUCAGGCUAAAUCACACAACAAGGUAGUACUCGUUCAUUGUCAAUGCGGUGUCGCUCGGUCAGCAACCGUGGUGAUCGCUUACAUUAUGCAUUUCCUCCGUAUUCCUUUGCAUGAAGCUUAUACAUUUGUCCAACGUCGUGCUCCUGCUAUUGGUCCUAAUCUAUCUCUACUCUAUCAACUACAAUCUUUGGAAUAUCGAUUGGAACGACUUCAUCAAGAUCAUGUUACAAGAAAACCAAUGCGGAUCUCAAACGAUACAAACAAUACCAAGAAAAGGAAACUCUCUGUUACUUGUUAAAAAAAAAAAUCAACAAUUUAUCUUUGAUCACCAUUUCAUCCACCUCAAUGUUGGCUAAUACUCAUUAGAAUCUCAUCAAUCAAACCAUUAUCAGUAAUCGCCCUCAUCAUCAUCAUCUCUCUCUCUU